Messenger RNA from Kuraishia capsulata CBS 1993, 282 nucleotides. RefSeq lists its product as uncharacterized. The transcript is spliced from 2 exons. NCBI's taxonomy places the organism in Eukaryota, Fungi, Ascomycota, Pichiomycetes, Pichiales, Pichiaceae. The record is from RefSeq and is a predicted model, not a curated record. Bases 1 to 282 code for a protein of 93 amino acids.
AUGAGCGAAAAUGACGAAGAUGCCAAAAGGAGGUUCAUUGAAGAAUUUCUGUCCAAGGCGAAUACUAGGAUAAAGUCCCUUGAGGCUUCUAAAGACAAAAAAGCGCAAGAGCUAGAGGAUGAGCUGAACAAGAGGCUCCUAGGAAUUCCUCGCAGGUUAUGGGAUGAGAAACUGAGAGAUGUUUUGGAGCUUGAGCGUGCGAAAGGCAUCGAAGGAAAGACAUUCUUUCAAGACUUCGAGUUAUUCAAACAGCAAAACAAGACAGACUCCCCUGAUGAUUAA